GGUCGCGCGUCCAGUCGGUUUGGUGCGCGAGUGUACGUGCCUUUCUCGUUGUGUGUUGCAUUGCCGUUUUUCAACGCAUCGGUGGACGGACGGACGGUCAAUUCGAUUUGCCAUUCAGUCAGUCGGUCAGCUUCAGUUUUCAGUCAGGUUUCGGUCUUUCUCCCCGUUGCGUCGGAAAGUGUUCAGGUGGAGGAAGAAAAAAGUUCGUGUUGAUUAUUGAUAAGUCCUGGGUGGUAAGGAAAAUUUGCAAGGAAAUUGUUUUCACUUUGAGGAUUUCCAGUUCGUCGGUGUUUUGAGUGUGGUUCAGGAACAAAAAGAAGAAAGUUGGGCGAGAUAAAUCAAGGGGCGAAGAAUUUUUUUUGCGGAGAAAAUUCUGCGUGUGACAAGUGUUUAUUGGAUACGAAUGCGAAAAGAUUAGUUUCCGGAAAUAAAGAAUGUGAAGUUUCUAAUAAUUCAAAGUAAAAUUGGAAAUUUGCGAUCUUAUUUAAUCCUUGGAUAAAUCAGUGUCGAAAAAAAAAAAUCACCAAUAAAAAAAAGUUCCAUUUUGUCUUCGGAUUUUCCGAUCUUGCUGGAGGAGGAAACACAGAGGUGUCAAGUUGCAAUCAAAUUGUAGAAGAGGAGACGUCGCAGUUGAUUUGUGACCAGAAGUUCCCAGGAAGUAAAACCAGGUCCGGAACAGCAUAACAAGAAGGCCGCUUAUAGCUAGCCAGCAAAAUGGGUAAAACCAAAAUCCAGUGCAGUAAAUGCCAGAAAAAGUGCUCCGGCGAGGUGUUGCGUGUUUCGGACCGAUAUUUCCACAAGACGUGCUUCCAGUGCACCAAAUGCAACAAAUCGCUGGCGACGGGCGGCUUCUUCUCAAAGGAUGGCUCGUACUACUGCACCCUGGACUACCAGAAGCUGUACGGCACCAAAUGCGCGGCCUGCAAUCAGUACGUCGAGGGCGAGGUAGUUUCCACCAUGGGCAACACAUAUCAUCAGAAGUGCUUCACCUGUAGCAAGUGCAAACAAGCGUUUCAAUCGGGCAGCAAGGUUACCAACACCGGCAAAGAAGUCCUCUGCGAGAACUGUGUAACCGGUCCGGUAGCAACAGCCCCACAGUUGACAAAUUCGGCGGCAGCGUCACCAAAGAGACAGAUCGAACAAAAGCAGGAGCAGAAGACGAUCAAAGAAAUCACCUCCAGCCCGACCAAGGCGGCCACUCUCCAUCAUCACCAGGAAGCGAUACGAAAGCAACAGAAUAGCAAGGACGUCGAUCCGAACGAGUGCGCCGGAUGUCACCAGCAGUUGAAAGAAGGUCAGGCACUGAUCGCACUCGAUCGCCAGUGGCACAUUUGGUGUUUCAAAUGCAACGCGUGCGGAGUGACGCUGAAUGGCGAGUACAUGGGCAAGGAUGGAGUUCCGUACUGUGAGAAGGAUUUCCAGAAAUCGUUCGGAGUGAAGUGUGCCUACUGCAACCGAUACAUCAGCGGUAAGGUGCUGCAAGCCGGCGAUAAUCAUCACUUCCAUCCGACUUGUGCCCGGUGCACCAAGUGCGGCGAUCCAUUCGGCGAUGGAGAGGAAAUGUACCUGCAGGGUGGUGCAAUAUGGCACCCGCGGUGCGGUCCCGGACCGUCGUCCGAGUCCGGCAUCCUGAACGGAGUCGAAACCAACGGGUUCAACACGGAAACCGAAUUUGACCGUACCAGUACAAGCGCAAUGAGUGAAAUUCAGUUUUCGUAUCCUUCACAAACACCAAGUUUGAGUGGUUCUGUUUAUAGUCCUUACACGCAUAGAAAGUACCAUCGUACAACCAGCCCGGGUCUGAUAUUAAGAGAGUACAACCGUUCCGGGUUUGAAGAUAUUGCCCGUAUCUACACCUACAGCUACCUUACGGAUGAACCGCACUACUUGCGAAAGCCGAUCGAACCGUACGAUAAGGCCCCGGUUUCGCCUCAUUUCCAUCGGCCCAAUCAGUACGGAACCGGGCACCGUUCGGCAUCAGGAUCGCGUUCCCAUUCAAGAAGCCGCAGCGCGAUGAAGGUAUUAGUGGACAGUAUCCGCUCCGAGACGCCCCGUCCCAAGAGCCCGGGGAUGAACAAUGAAGAACCGAUCGAGCUGAGUCACUAUCCGGGAGCGAAGAAGCCCCCACCAGGCGAGAAACCAAAGAUUGAGCGGGAUGACUUUCCGGCACCUCCGUAUCCUUACACCGACCCAGAAAGGCGCCGAAGAUAUUCCGAUUCCUACAAGAACAUUGAAUCUGACGACGAGGUAGACCAUUCGAAGAGCAAGGAAGAUAAAGAAAUUGUUGCCGAGAUGCGCCUUCGAAAAGAAGAGGAGGAGUUAAGCAAGUUAAAAUCAUCAGGUAUGGGUAAAGUAAUCCUGAAGGAUCUUCAGGAGCAUAAAAAGUACGAACACUGGAAACGGGAGAACCUCGAUCCUCGGAAUGCCUCGCGCACUCCGUCGGCAUCGAAGGAACCGACUUACCGUCUACGGUAUGAGUCCCCAGUGGGUGCGUCGCCCUCUAGAAACCUGGACCAUCAUCGACCUUGCGAAGACGAAUAUUUCGAACGAUCGACUAGCUACCGUGGUUCCGUCGGCCGUGCCAUCGGUAACGCACCCAGCUACAAUGUGGUGAGUUCCUUACGACAAGUACCUAAACCGGGUUACGGCUUGGCCCCUCGUUCGCAUACCUUCAGUUCCGCUACAUCUGGUUCCGCUCACGGUGCUCCUGAUUUCUCGUUCGGUGGACUUGGAGAUAAGACACACAGUACAGAAUUCAGUUGCGGAAAAAGUGACAUCUCCGUCGAUUCAAUAACGGAAGGCGAUCGACGUGCCCUCGGAGCCGACAUUCCCGCUUCGAGCACCUACUCCGGUGCUUUGUCCUAUCACUAUCCUCAGCAGCCGAUCCGUCGUAGCUUGCCGAAUAUGGCGCAUUCGAUGCUGGUGCACGAGCCAGCCAAAAUAUACCCGUACCAUCUACUGCUAAUCACCAACUACCGCUUGCCGUCAGACGUGGACCGGUGUAACCUGGAGCGCCACUUGUCUGAUGUGGAAUUCGACGCGAUCCUACAGUGUUCCAGAGCCGAAUUUUAUCGAAUGCCCCAGUGGAGACGCAACGAAAUCAAGAGACGUGCCCGUCUUUUUUAAGGCAGCAGUUACGAUUGUAUGUCAUCGUGAAACAAAUGACUAUCUAAGCCUAUUUGGAAAUAUGUGACCACGCGCAGCUGAGAUGUUUUACUACUGUUACGUACUAUUGUUUAGUUGAAAAAAAAGAGUCCUUAAAUUAUUUCUUCAUGAAGAAAUUGACUACAGAAUCACAUUCAAUGCUUUCACUUUCAUCGCGAAAAUUGAAUAGGAAUUAUAUUUUUAUUUACCUUGA
Armigeres subalbatus is the source of this 3358-nucleotide messenger RNA. RefSeq names its product actin-binding LIM protein 2 (gene Unc-115a). Bases 715 to 3126 code for a protein of 803 amino acids. Gene Ontology annotation, biological process: cytoskeleton organization; lamellipodium assembly. Gene Ontology annotation, molecular function: actin filament binding. Lineage: Eukaryota; Metazoa; Arthropoda; Insecta; Diptera; Culicidae. The record is from RefSeq and is a predicted model, not a curated record. Gene Ontology annotation, cellular component: actin cytoskeleton. The transcript is spliced from 11 exons.